CAACGGAGCCAUGCGGCGCUAUUAGUCGAAGCACGUACAUGUGGACACAUCUUAUCUUCGUGCAUUCCUUCGAAGGAUACUAGGUUAUUUUAUCUUGCGCAUUUACCACAUUCAUCUAGAAUUUCCAAAGCCGCACAGUCAGCAAUGGGAAAGAAGAAAGGAGGCGGCGUACGCAUUAAGCAGAUGGGGCCGAAGCAGUCGCCGCCAAAUUUAAAUCCCAUGGAAGCUCUGCAGAUUCCGCAGGAGGAAAUGGUGCAGCUGCCCUUGUCUCCGGACCGAUCCUAUCAAGUAUUCUGGCCAAUUCAAGAGUCAUUUACGAUGAAAACGGAAGGAUUUCAAGUAAUUUAUCCUUCGUACGUGGAUUCAAACAAAUCGGUGAAAGAGGGGCGGCGAGUGUCGCUAAAAAAUUCAAUCCCGUGUCCAACAGUGAUGGAUCUGUCUGAAGCUCUACAAUCGAUGCAAGUACGACAUGUGAUUCAACCGUACAAGGGAUACAGUCGUGACAUUUCCUGUCAAUGGGAGAACCCUGGACGAAUAAUGGUCGAUGUCACGAAUCAUCGUAAGUUGGAACUUUUGGUAGAAAUGGCGACACGGAUGGAUGCUUUACCCAGUCGCGAAACUCGGCUGGUUCAGGAAGCCAUGCAAAAGGCAGAAGAGGAGAAGGCGGCUGACGAAAGGUCGGCGAUCGCCGCCGCGGCAGCAAAGUCUUGUGCUCCGAAACGAAUCACGUCGUCGACGGCCAACAACAAAAAGAAAGGGAAAAAAGGGAAAAAAUAAAAGGCAACAAUCAUCUCUUUUACAGUCUGCAAUGCGCUACAUGUGACUAACCAGAAGCAUUGUUGUAAACCUCUUUGUUAUUCGGGUGAUGAUACUACCAA
Messenger RNA from Phaeodactylum tricornutum CCAP 1055/1, 878 nucleotides. RefSeq lists its product with no specific name. The record is from RefSeq and is a predicted model, not a curated record. The transcript has a single exon. Bases 145 to 777 code for a protein of 210 amino acids. Gene Ontology annotation, cellular component: signal recognition particle, endoplasmic reticulum targeting. Gene Ontology annotation, molecular function: 7S RNA binding. Lineage: Eukaryota; Bacillariophyta; Bacillariophyceae; Surirellales; Neidiaceae. Gene Ontology annotation, biological process: SRP-dependent cotranslational protein targeting to membrane, signal sequence recognition; SRP-dependent cotranslational protein targeting to membrane.